AUGCUGAGAUUUAACGGCAAGGAAGAGUCGCAAAACGGCUUUGAAGAUGUCGAGCGUGAGAACGGUGAUAAAUCCAAGUACACAUAUUCGCCUCAACCGCCAACACCCGUUUCCCGCCCGAAAUCACCGCCAAUGCCAACCCAGACGCGCAACUCGCGCCAUUCCUUUAUAUCUCAAGACAAUCUUACACCUUCCAAAGGAAGUCUUUACUUACCAUCAUCUAAACAAGGAGUACAUCCUGCUGAUGCCGCCGCGGUGCUGGCUUCAUUAGCGCCCAAUAAUUCUAAAGACAUUUACUUACCUUCCGAAAUAUCGUUUCCUUCCCCUCCAUCAAAAUACUCCGUAGACGAUCCUAAAAAACAUUUGAAGCGUAGCGUAAGCUUUAAUAAUAGUCGUCGCACUUCAUCACCACGACAACAACAGCCAUACCUUGAUAUAGCCGAAGCACUGGCCACGUCCACUUCUCUGAUACGUGAAAAUAAUAAGAGAAUCCUAAAUAUGGAGCACUAUAGUGAUAAUGAAAUAGACGCUUAUAGCGAUGAUGGCGCCGAUGGCGCCGAUGGUCCUGAUAUAGAGUUUGAGGAACAGAUUGUAUGUCUCAGUACCGAACUAAUGAACAUGCAAGAGCGAUACAAUGAACAACUCCUAGGCAAAGACCAGCUGAUCAAGGGGCUUGAGAACGCAGUCAAGAAGCACGAGCAUGAAGAAAAGAAAAGAAAGCACGAAAUCGAACGAUUAGAACGUCAAUUAGAAGUCCAGCGAAAGGCAAUAUCCGAAUUGGCCGACCAGCAACACCACGAGGCUGAAUUAGCAACUCGUGCAAAUAAUACCGACCCAAAAGCUCUCGAGACUGCCCGACGUCGAGAGCAAGAACUGCGUGAGAAAGACCGUGCAAUCGAAGAACUCAACCGGCGAAUAACCAUCGCUACCCGAAAAGCUGCCGACGCUGUUGAAAAAGAGUCUAAACUUGUAGCUCUCGAAGCACAGCUUACCAAGUACUAUGCUCUCGAAAACGAGUGGAAAGUCAAAGAAAAAACUUUCGAAAGUCUUUCGACACAGGUCGAGUCUAUCAAAAAGCAAGAGUGCGAAAUAAACGAAAAAAAUGCUCUUAUCCGAACACUAGAAACCCGUCUAGAGUCUACAUCAAAAGUUAUUGCCGAGCUUAGAGAAAAGCAUGCUCCACACGACUUGCUGUGGCAACUUCGACAGAAGGAUUACAUCAUCGAUAAUCUCACCCAGCAAGUAGAAGAUAUUGACGCUAAUCUCAAGAUCAAAGACGAUGAGAUAGAAUGCCUCACGCAACGAAUAGCCGAAGAAAGCAAACUCUUGGAGAAACUAAAAGAGCAAAACAAGCAACUCGACCCCUUUCGGGUUCGUGCCGAAGACGCUGAAAUGAGGGUCGGCCAACUAAAGAGACAGCUUGCUGAGAAAGAACGGCUUCUUGCUGAAAAAGAAAUGAGAUACAAUGACGCCACAAAAUCUUCGAGAGAAGGUUCCGAAAAGCUCCGCAGUCAAGAGCUCAACCUUGCUAACCUUCGUCAAGAAGUUGAAGUGCUUAGGCAAGCAGUGAGCACUCAAUCUCAAGAGGCACGUGAUAAAGAAACUCUUCUUGCCAACUUGCGCAACGAGACUGCACACAUGCGAUCCAAUUACCAAGGUCUUCUCGAUGCUCUCACGGAGAAAGAUCUCAAGAUCCAACAAUUAGAUCAGCAAAUAGAAAGCCUUCACUCGGUCGCUAACAGUGCGUCCACCGAAAAAGACAGCAAGUUUAUCAAGAACGAAGUCCGUCUCAAUGCUCUUCAGAAAGUCCUCAACAGUAAAAUCGAGGCGUGCAGAGACUAUGAAAGGAAGAUUGCCGAAUUGGAAGAAGAAUUCGACUGUCUCAAGAAACAAAUGGAAGACUCGAAAACAGCGGGCACCGAAAAAGAGGCCAAAAUCAACCGUCUUCUCAAGGUAAACCGUGAGCUCAAGACUGAAGUUACGCAACUCAAACAGAAAAUGGAAGAAAAGGAAAAAGAGCUUGUGGCUAUGAGAUCUCGUAUCCCAGGUCCAUCUCCCGGUUCGAUUCCAAAUGCUUCCGAACGCAAACCCAGAUCUCGCUCCACUUCUCGUGUUAGAUCGUCUUACAGUGGUGAAAGUAGCAGCGAUGAGGCCAAUGGUAGUCGUAUUCGCAAGCACUCUAGCAUGAGUGGUCUUGGCCGUACCCCACUCCAGCGAUCCAGCUCCUUUACAGCAUUAUCGAGCGUCACUCCUAGACGUGUCUCUGAUAGUCCUAGACUCUCACUGAACCGCACUAAAUCGACUACGUCAACAUCUUCGACUGAUCAACGACGAGCAUCUGUCGUACCAGCAAAGAGGGAAGCGAAAAGGGACAUUAAAUCACGUCCCAUGUCGACAUCUUCUGUCGAUAUGCUCAAGAAAUCAGUUACCAGCACCAAAUCACAAUCGAGACCAAUCAACCGCUCGGCCGUCGCUCAAUUCCAACGCGAACACAAGGUCUAUAAUCAAAUACGCAGCGGUGUAACUCCUAAGAAAACCACUAAGUUGUCUUCUGUACCCGAAAACCAUGCAGCGGGUACUAGAAGGCUAACCAGUGCCAAUGUAGAACGCAAGAAACUCAGCGACCUUAAUAUCGACGCUGCUGCUAGCAGAUCGCCGACAGUCGCGAGGACAUCCCCACCAUCUCCAACAAAAUCAAGGAAUUCAUUGACCCGCCCAUUGCCAUCCAAGAAAACGUCCGACAAUUAG
Paraglomus brasilianum is the source of this 2748-nucleotide messenger RNA. The record is from the annotation of a GenBank genome assembly. NCBI's taxonomy places the organism in Eukaryota, Fungi, Glomeromycota, Glomeromycetes, Paraglomerales, Paraglomeraceae.